Messenger RNA from Ylistrum balloti, 11746 nucleotides. Its product is annotated as cubilin-like. Gene Ontology annotation, molecular function: calcium ion binding. The transcript is spliced from 65 exons. NCBI's taxonomy places the organism in Eukaryota, Metazoa, Mollusca, Bivalvia, Pectinida, Pectinidae. The record is from RefSeq and is a predicted model, not a curated record. Bases 1 to 11403 code for a protein of 3800 amino acids.
AUGGCGGACCGCGAGUUCCGGACGGGAUGGAUAGUUUUAAUUAUGUUAACAUUUGUGACUGAUACUUCACAGAACACCAGACAAAAACGACAGAUAUCGCCUCAGCAACCGAAAAUUAUCACAACAAACGGCCAUCUUGUAUUUGAAACAGGAAUAAACCAUAACAUCACAUUUAAAUCGACGGCUGGUGGCUACGUCAACGUGAAUGGCGAGAAUCUCGUUUCCAUGGUUCAAACGGUAAAAAGUAACAAACAGGCUAUAGAUGAACUCAGAGCUUUCCCGACUGAAAUCCCAUCCAACAUUGAGGGUCGGCUGACAAGCGUAGAACAAAGAUUGAACAACCUGCAGCCGACAGGAGCUGUUCAGAGUCAACUUAUAAGUAUAGAAAGCAGACUCAAUACACUGGAAACAGCGAAUCUUGUGACUCGAUUGGAUGCCAUUGAACAACAAAUAACAGGGUUUCAAAGCCUUUCCUGGUCUGUUACUAAUCUCACUUCCCAGAUGUCUUCUUUACAGCGAAAUGUAAGUAAAGACACUCUCACUUCUCAGGUGUCUUCCCUACAGCAAACUGUAAGUAAAGACACUCUCACUUCUCAGGUGUCUUCUCUACAGCGAAAUGUAAGUAAAGACACUCUCACUUCUCAGGUGUCUUUGCUACAGCGAAACGUAAGUAAAGACAGUCUCACUUCUCAGGUGUCUUCGCUACAGCAAACUGUAAGUAAACACACUCUCACUUCUCAGGUGCCUUCUCUACAGCGAAAUGUGGAUGGUCUACAAGCUCAAGUUACGGAAGCAACAAGUAAUGGAAUUGCUGUGUCUGAACUUGAGGAACAGCUUCUAACACAGAACGAGUGUAGCAGUAACCCCUGCAGCAAUGGAGGAACUUGUAUAGAUAGAUACAAUGCUUAUUCUUGUCGUUGUCUGCCUGCUUGGAAGGGAGUGAAUUGUAAUGAAGAUGUAAAUGAAUGCUAUGAAUAUGCUGGGACAGACCGAGGAUGUCAGAAUGGAGCCACUUGUGUCAACACAAGGGGAAGCUUCACGUGUCAGUGUACCACUAACUAUCAUGGUAUACGGUGUACGGAGACACAUGAUGAUUGUACAGGAGCAUCAGCCCAGGAGCUAUGUGGUCACGGGACAUGUAUAAACACUGAUCGUGUACUUCCUGGUCAGCCAAAAUACCACUGUAUUUGUGAGGAUGGUUGGACGAAGUCAGGGUCAGAUCCUGCCUGUAACACAGACGUGAAUGAGUGUGACUCUACCCAACCUGCUGUAUGCUCUGUUGAUCCACUUGUUCCUUGUAUCAAUGUUCCUGGGACCUUCUACUGUGGCCAGUGCCCAACAGGAUACAGUGGAAAUGGUUUCAAUUGUGCUGAUAUCAAUGAAUGUGCUACCAGCAAUGGUGGAUGUUCCCUGUCCCCACGGGUGGACUGUAUAAACACUCGAGGGUCUCGUACAUGUGGUCCCUGUCCAUCAGGCUAUCAAGGAAACGGUGAGACUUGUAACUGGGUAGGUGUCUGCAGUACUAACAACGGGGGCUGUCACCCUCAGGCUUCCUGCCAGGAGAGUCCCGGUGUGCUGACCUGUACCUGUAGUCCUGGAUAUGUUGGUAACGGGAUAGGCCCCAACGGAUGUGUUUCCCAGGGUCCAGUCACUGGACCAUGUGCAAGUAACCCUUGUAGGAAUGGUGCUGCAUGUCAGACAAAUGGCAAUACAUUUGUGUGUGUUUGUAUCCCUGGAUAUGAGGGAAUUCAGUGUGAAACUAACACCAACGAGUGUGCCAGUAAUCCUUGUCAAAAUGGCGGCACAUGUGUGGAUCAGGUUAACGGGUACAGCUGUCAAUGUGAUUCAGCUUACUCUGGCAACAACUGCCAGGACGAGCAACAAGCCUGUGGAGGACAUCUUACUGGCGAAACUGGAACCAUCACCUACCCAGCCACACCAGGAACUACCUAUCCACAUGGCCUGUCUUGUGCUUAUCGUAUCACCACUACUCCUGGCUUGAUCGUGAGUCUGACCUUCACCUCCUUCAAUGUGGAGGCCCACACCACAUGUGGCUACGACUUUUUACAGAUAAACGAUGGGCCCACAGCUGCCUCCUAUGCUCUGGGGAGGUACUGUGGCUCCACCCUUCCGAACAAUGGUCAGCCAAUCAACACCACUCAACACCAGAUGUACUUGUGGUUUUUCACAGAUGCCUCCGUUACUGAUGAAGGAUUUUCUGCCACUUGGAUUUCAGUCCCCCCUGUCUGUGGUGGACGUUUAGCCAACCAAACUCAUGGAAGUAUCAACAGUCCUGGUUACCCUGGCAACUACCCACAUGACAGUACUUGUUCCUGGGAGGUCUCUGUUCCUCCUGGUAAUAAUAUCAUGUUUACGUUUGCAGCCUUGGCUAUGGAGUCGCAUCCCAACUGUAGCUAUGACUAUUUGGAGAUUCGAGAUGGUCCUUUCCCUACAUCUCAGAUAUUGCAACGAUACUGUAACACGUCUCAGCCACCCCCUCUAUCUACCACAGGCCCAAACGCAUUUGUCAAGUUUCAUUCUGAUUCCAUGCUGACAGAUCGUGGAUUCCAUAUCACUUAUGUGGCAAUUUCUGCUGGUGACCAGUGUGGAGGACAACUGACAGGAGAGACAGGUGUGAUUACCUCCCCGAACUAUCCAAAUUAUUACGACCACAAUGGAUACUGUGCCUGGACUAUCACUGUGUCUACAGGGGAUAGUAUUACCCUGACAUUUACAGAUAUGGCCCUGGAGCACGGUGGCUGUUCCUUCGACUAUGUUGAGGUACGAGAUGGCAGUGAUGAAAAUUCCCGACUGUUUAGUCGUUACUGUGGAACCAGCAUUCCAUCUCCUCUGACAUCAUCAGGAAAUGUCAUGUUCAUAGAAUUCAGAACUGAUGGAUCAAUACAUAACCGUGGCUUCCGUGUGGAGUGGACUACAGCUUGUGGUGGGUUGUUUACUGCUCUUCAAGGAUCUCUACAGUCUCCUUACUACCCAAAUGCAUACCCAGAAAACAAGGAAUGUGUCUAUUCUAUUGACCAACCCUAUGGAAAUAUUGUGACCUUGACCUUCUCUGCAUUUGAUGUUGAGGGAAUCUCAGGAACGACAUGUUUAUUUGACUAUGUAGAGAUACGAGACGGGACUUCAGAUACAUCCCCACUUCUCGGCCACUUUUGUGGGUCUGAUAUACCUGACCCUGUGACUACAACGCAGAGUUCUAUGAGGGUGAAAUUUGUGACUGAUUCUUCCGUACAGAAUCUGGGAUUCUUGGCAUCAUAUGUCUCUUAUGUAGCUCCUUGUGGUGGUGAGUUGACGGAUCAUAGUGGCAGUAUCCAGAGCCCUGGCCACCCUAACACAUAUCCCCAUGGGGCCAACUGUACCUGGAGGAUCAUUGUUAGUCCGGGCUUCAUCAUCAGACUUUCCUUUAAUUCCUUCACACUAGAGGGCAGUAGCAGUGCGACCUGCUACUUUGAUUACGUGGAUGUAUAUGAUAACUCAUCAGCCAUAGAAAGCAGUCGUAUUGGAAGGUAUUGUGGUAGAAUGACCCCACCAAGCGUGACUUCCACCAGCAACGUUAUGACAAUCACAUUCAGCGCUGAUAGCAGUAUAGCUCAUGAAGGAUUCACUGCUUCAUAUGUUACACUCAACGCAUCUACUGUUUGCGGUAGGAGUUUGACGACCAGUACAGGGGUGAUUACCAGUCCUAACUUUCCUGAUAACUAUCCACACCAGAGAGAUUGUAUCUGGACCAUUGUUGCUCCCAGUAACAUCCAGAUCCUUCUAAAUGUCACAGACUUCCAGCUGGAGAGUCAUACCAACUGCAUGUUUGACUUCCUAGAAAUCAGAAAUGGGGGUUUUGAUGACUCACCGCUAGUGAACAGGUAUUGUGGAAAUACAAUUGACACGAUUAUACGGUCACAUAGCAACAGGAUGUGGCUCAAGUUUCAAUCCGACAGUUCUUUAUCAGCACGUGGAUUCCGUAUAGUGUACGAGGCAACAGCUACGGGCUGUGGAGGAGACCUCACCACUCCUACUGGCAGUUUUGUCUCUCCUGAUUAUCCCAGUAAUUACCCACAUAAUGCUGAGUGUUUCUGGACCAUCACCGUGUCACAUGGCAGUCAGAUCAUCCUCAACGUCACUGAUAUUGACAUGGAGGGCAGCAGCAGUGACUGCUAUUUUGACUACAUCUUGAUACGUGAUGGGAGCGCUUCUGGCAGACAGCUAGGGAAGUUUUGUGGAUCAACUCUCCCCAAUGUUACCCGAUCACCAUCUAAUGUCUUAUGGAUAAAAUACAAAACAGACUUCUCUGUUACUGGGAGGGGCUUCUACAUCUCAUACUUCACUGUAUGUAACUCAAGAUUGACAUCAUUUUCUGGAGUAAUAGAAAGUCCCAACUUUCCUGAGCCGUACCCUCACAAUCGUAACUGUACCUGGAUAAUAGAGACAUCUUUAGGGAACACUGUAAAUGCUGCCUUCUCUCAUUUUGAUGUAGAGACACACCACUCCUGUUCCUGGGAUUAUUUGCAGAUUCGUGAUGGAGAGCUGAUAACAUCACCGUCCCUGGGGAAGUUCUGUGGUACCAAUCUUCCUGACCCUGUAAACAGCACCUCCAACAAAAUGCUAGUACAGUUCAUGUCUGACUUCAGUUUGGCCAAUAAUGGAUUUCGUCUAGAAUAUGUCACUAAUGGUUGUGGAGGUUACCUAGUCACACAGACAGGUAGUUUCGCGAGUCCUAACUACCCAAAUAACUACCCACACUUACGUGUCUGUGAAUGGAGCAUCAACGUAGCAUCAGGAACGAAGAUUGAACUCACACUUGAUGACUUCAACUUUGAGCCUCACGCCAGCUGUGGUUUUGAUGGAUUGGAGAUAUAUGGUGGUAUGGACAGUGCUUCACCACUCCUGGCAACGCUGUGCCACACCCAGACAGAACCACAAGUGUUUACAGCCACUGGUAACCAGAUGUUUCUACGUUUCCGUAGUGACUUUUAUGUCAGUGGGAGAGGUUUUCAUGCCACUUACAGAUCGCUCCCUGGAGGCUGUGGAGGAAACUUUUCCACACCUAUGGGGACUCUCACUUCUGCCAAUUAUCCAAAUAAUUACCCACACAAUACUGAGUGUGUCUGGCUCAUCACUGUGGUUCCCUCUAAGAACAUCCAACUCACCUUCAAUGACUUCAUCCUGGAAGGCGGUAGCAACUGUAACUUUGACUAUGUGAAGGUAUUUGAUGGUCCUACGAUACACAACACCAUGUUAAUGUCUCACUGUGGGAGUUCUCUCCCUUCUCCCCCAACAUAUCGCAGCUCUGGUAACCAGAUGCUACUACGUAUGAGAACUGAUUCAAGUGUGUCUCGUAAAGGUUUUAAUGCAACCUAUGUUACCGGUUGUGGAGGAACACUCACCGCAGAACAAGACGGAGAAAUUGUGUCAACAAAUUACCCCGGAAUUUAUGAUCCCCUUAGUAACUGUUCCUGGCUGAUCUUGGCCGACCAUUCAGCUGACAGAAUUACAUUAACUUUUACACACAUGGACACGGAGUUCUAUUCCUCUUGUAUACAUGAUUAUGUGUCUGUAUACAAUGGUGACGAUGAAGCCGCCCCGUUAAUUGGCAAAUACUGUGGCAACACGAUCCCAAGCCCAAUUACCUCCCUUGGCUCAGCCCUGUUUGUUAGGUUUGUUACAGAUAUUUCUGUACAAAGGACAGGGUUUAGAGCUGUUUACUCUAAAUCUUCUUCUGCUUGUGGCGGGGAUUUUACAGCAGAAAGAGGAUCUUUCCUUAGUCCUGGAUACCCAAGCAUGUACCCGCCGAGUACCGAAUGUGUGUGGACAUUCACUGUAUCACCCGGAAAUCGUGUCAUGGUCUCAUUUAGCACAUUUACAUUAGAAGACAGCCCAUCCUGUAAUUUUGACUACUUGGAGCUACGGGAAGGAGACGUUAAUGGAAAUCUUAUAGGUCGAUACUGUGGUACAAACAUUCCCAGUAAUCUUACUUCAUAUCAGGGACUGUGGAUGAAGUUUCGGUCAGAUGAAACUCCUGGUCCAAAUUCUGUUGGCUUCCUAGGACAAUAUGGUUCAGUUUUUGGAGGUGAAAUUACGGGAAGUUCAGGACAAGUGGCUUCUCCUUUGUACCCUAGUCAGUACCCUCACAAUUCAGACUACACCUGGACCAUCACUGUGGAUACCAACAUGCGCAUUCGUGUUGCCUUCACAGCAAUGGACUUGGAGUUCCGACAGACAGGCUGCAUUUACGACUACCUCCUGUUCCGAGAUGGCGGAUCAGCUGACAGCCCUGAGAUCGGGAGGUACUGUGGUUUGACCAUUCCUGAACCAGUACUGACUACCACUAAUCAGCUAAGAGUUGAGUUUCAUACAGACUUCUCAGCCUCAGGUCAAGGUUUUCUGUUUGACUGGCAGGCCACAAAUGAAAUGGCACCAACGACCCUGCCACCAGGGGUAUCCACCACACCAACUCCUGGUUGUGGAGGGACCCAUGAUAUCUUUCCAUAUCAGAUAACCACAAUUAUCUCCCCUGGAUAUCCUAAUGGUUAUGCUGAUAAUCUGGAUUGUGUGUGGAAUCUGAACGCUGCACCAGGAAGCAUUGUCUGGUUCAAUGUCACUGAUAUUAAUCUUGAGAAUCAUCCAUCUUGUGGAUAUGAUUCCCUCUUUGUCAAUGAUGUAAAUGGGAACUACGGCCCACUCCUAGGGCGGUUCUGUGGACGCGUCCCUAAUGACCAGCCUAUCCUGUCCACAACCCCUCAUAUGACUCUGCGUUUUCAAACGGAUUACUCUGUCAACAAAACGGGUUUCUCUGUCAACCUGCAGGCAGUUUGUGGUGGAAUAUUACGUAUGCCUACUGGUGUAAUUAGGAGUCCUUUCUAUCCGAACUCAUAUCCAAAUAACGUUAACUGUAGUUGGUAUGUGAGGGUUGAUGUUGGACGUACAAUCAGAGUAGAAUUCAUUGGUGGAUUCAAUGUGUUGGGAUCAGGAGAAGCUUGCCAAGGGGACAGUGUUCAGUUACUGGGUGGACCCAGCCUAUCUUCUCCUCCAAUUGGCAGCUCUUUAACUGGAAGAUACUGUGGUUCUCAAUUACCUCAAGCCAUGAACACUUCCAGUAACUACCUCACUGUGAACUUUGUCAGCGACAGAAGCAUGGUAGGAACUGGGUUCCAAUUAGAGUUCACAGAGGUCAGCGUAACCUGUGGGGAUACACUGUUUUUGACUGACGGAGUGACUAGCGGUUACUUCACUUCCCCUAACUACCCUGCUGUCUACCCUCACAAUGUGGACUGCGUCUGGGUCAUCACUGCUCCUGCGUCUCGCAGCAUACAGAUUGACUUUAUCGACAGCUUUAAUAUUCAGGACCAUAACCAGUGCCAGUAUAAUUAUGUAGAGGUGCGGGAUGGUGGUACCAUAAACUCUCCAGUCUUAGCCCAUUUGUGUGGGAACACCUUGCCAAGUACAGUGAUGUCGACAGCCAACGUGAUGUUUGUGCGAUUCCGUACCCAUCUCGGUGUCGCUCAGUCUGGAUUCAAGGCUAUGUACAAAAUAGGUGAUUGUGGAGGAAGAGUGUACGGAAUGAGUGGCUCCAUCACCUCACCAAAUUAUCCCACUAACUACCCCAGUAAUAGUCACUGUGUUUGGGAUAUUGAGGCACCCACUGGUCACUACAUCACCUUCACCAUCACAAAUUUUAACUUGGAGUACUCCUACAACUGUGAUACAGAUGAUGUUGACUUUCUGGAAAUCAGGGACAUCAAUGCUACAGGUCCUGUCUUGUUGCGGUCCUGUGGUCAGAGUCCACCCAGCUCUAUUGAUACGUCCGACAGCUUUGCACUGGUCACAUUCAGAUCCAAUUCUGCCUAUAAUGCUGCAGGUUUUCUCAUCAACUUCCAAGCAAGUGUGGAAGUGUGCGGUGGUGAAAUGACAUCCCCGACUGGGUCCUUUACAUCACCCAACUUCCCAGGCCAGUAUCCUCAUUCUCGAGUGUGUACCUGGUUAAUCACUGUUCAGCAAGGUCGCCGAGUGUCCUUGACCUUUGAUAACUUUAACUUGGAAGGUGACUUAGUUUGUAGAUUUGAUUAUGUUGCGGUUUACAAUGGAAUCAUGGCUGACUCCCCAAGAAUGACGACUUUGUGUGGCGAGACGAUACCACAGCUUCAGGAAUCCAGUGGAAACACUAUGAAGGUCGUUUUCCGUACAGAUGGUUCCGUCAGUAACGGAGGAUUCCGUGCCUCAUACACAUCAAACAAUGAGCAAGUCUGUGGUGGACUAUUAACAAACAAUCCUGGUACAAUUAGCUCCCCUGGAUAUGAAACUGGCUCAAACUAUACAAACAACCUGCAGUGUGUGUGGGUGAUUGCCAACCUCAACAUCAGUGACACAUCAAUGGCUUUAAGUUUUCAAAAUAUCCAGCUUGAAUCACAUCAAAACUGUGUUUAUGAUUUCCUGGAAGUACGGGAAGGAAAUUCAGCUGAAAGUCCAUUGAUUGGGAAAUAUUGUGGAAAAACUUAUAUGCCUGGGCCGAUAUUCUCACCUUCCCCUUACCUGUGGGUCCGGUUUAAGACUGAUACAAGUAUCGUUGAUCAUGGUUUUAGCCUGAACUAUGGAUUUACAGAUUGUGGUGGUAUCUUGACCCAGGACAACGGUGUGAUUACGAGUCCAAACUAUCCAAACCUCUACAAUCACAGCGACUCGUGUGCCUGGAUCAUACAGGCUCCAGAAGGUGUCCGUGUCAAUGUACAAUUCACCAACUUCGACAUAGAAAAUCAUUCCAGUUGUGUAUUUGAUUAUUUGGAGAUAUUGAAUGGUCCAUAUGGAGACUCUCCUUCUGUUGGCAAAUUCUGCGGUACAACAAUGCCACCUUCAUUCACAUCCCAGUACAACGCCAUUCGUGUGUACUUCAAGACGGACAUUUCUAUCAGCAAUCAAGGCUUCCGUUUAACGUACUUCUUUCAAUCUGGAGGUUGUGGUGGGUUGUACCACAGUAACGAUGGCCAGAUUAUGAGUCCGAACUACCCACAGAGUUACCCUCACAGAACAGAAUGUGUAUGGGACAUCAAUGUGUCUCCUGGUUACCAUGUGUCCUUGACCUUCAAUCCACCAUUUGACCUUGAAAGCCAUGCCUCCUGCACCUGGGAUUAUGUUGAGGUAAAUGAUGGCCUCUGGAAUGGAACUUUGGCACCUUUAGGGCGAUGGUGCAGUAAUUUGACUCCGCCUCCACAGAGCUCUACAACAGAUCGACUAGUUGUGAAGUUCCGUUCUAAUAUUAACACAAAUGGAAAUGGGUUUUCUGCUAACUGGACUGUAGGUUGUGGGUCAGUGUUUACUGAGCCGAAUGGUAGAAUUGUCUCCCCUGGCUAUCCAGGCAACUAUGACAACAACCUACUGUGUAACUACACCAUCAAUACCGACCCACAACGCUUCAUUGUGGCCAUCUUCAGUACAUUUGAUCUAGAAGGUGGCUACUCCUGUCCUUAUGACUACUUGGAGGCAUUUUCAGGCAACAGUUCAUCAGGCAGGCGUCGGGGCAGGUUCUGUGGGAGCACAAUCCCACAGGCCUUUAGUUCUUUAGGCUCCAUGUUUUUAAGGUUCCGAACAGAUGCGACUGUUGUAAGUCGUGGAUUUGUCUUGAAUUACCAAACCUCAGAAUGUGGUGGAAAUUUCACUAAUUCCUAUGGAUUUAUCAGCACGCCUCAGGAACCAUCAGAGUACCAUCACAAUGCUAACUGCUCCUGGCUCAUCACCGUGGCAACUGAUCGCGUGGUCUAUUUGAAGUUUACGAUGUUUGACUUGGAGGCCCAUCCUUCAUGUGCAUAUGACUAUGUGGAUGUCCGUGACGGAGCAGACUUGUCCUCUCCUCUGAUUGGUCGUUACUGUGGAAAUGUUGUUCCAGACAUGAUCAGGGCCCAAUCAAAUACUCUGUUGGUUAACUUUAUCAGUGACUACUCAAUGGCUGGUAAAGGAUUUACUGCAUUUUACAGCUCAGGUUUUGGUGUAGCCCAGGGAUGUGGAGGUGUCCUAAACUCAACAUCUGGAUCCUUUAGAAGUACUGACAUUGAUGGUGAUGGUCUGUAUGAGAAUGGCCAGGAUUGUGUUUGGACAAUCAUCGUUGGGAACAAUCAGUUGGUAGUACUGACCAUUGCGUCUGUCCAUAUAGAGAGGCAAUCUAGUUGUUACUUUGAUGGAAUCAAGAUAUUUGACGGAAUGGAUACCACAGAUCCUCUGAUAGGUACUUACUGCGGAACGAAUGCCCCUGGAGUAGUACGUUCUACCUCAAACGUUCUCACAGUUCGGUUUUACACAGACGGGUCAAUCACUGAUAUGGGUUUUAAUGCUACGUACACACAGGAGACAUCUGUAUGUGGGGGAGCUGUGAUUUCUACAAACAAUCCACAGACAAUCACGUCUCCUAGCGGGGCACAAUUCCCUCCAUCACAGCCUGUUCAAUGUCGCUGGAUUGUAGACGCUCCUAACUCCAAUCAGCGCGUUCGUUUCACCAUGACAACAAUGAACCUUGACAGCCAUGCAAACUGUAGCAAUGAGUUUGUGGAGUUUAGGGACUCCCCACUGCGUUAUGGCGGUCGUUCCAUGCAUUACUGUGGAUCAACUCUGCCAAGUAUGUUUGAGUCCAUCGGACAAACAGCCCAGAUUAAUUACAAGGCUUCAGGGACCAGUGCAGGACAUGGCUUCUCUCUUACAUACCAAACUGCCACAUGUAACAGGACAUACAGUGACUAUAGUGGUCAGAUACACAGUCCAGGCUGGCCAGGUAACUACCCCAGUAACAUCUAUUGUGAGAUUCUCAUCAACGGGCCCCCAAACACCUGGAUCACACUCUACUUCAACAUCUUCAGCAUCGAGUCACACAGAAGUUGUCGUUUCGACUACCUUCAGGUCAGGAAUGGAUCCACAGCUACAGCCCCUACUGUAGCUACGCUCUGUGGCUAUGCUAUCCCAGACCCCAUAUUUGGCAGCGGAAAUUCAUUGUGGCUUGGAUUCCGAACAGAUGGAUCUUUAACUCAUCCAGGAUUUGAUAUCACCUACACAGCAUCCACUACAGGUAUGGGCUGUGGUGGUAACAUCACAGGAAUCAACGGCAGUUUAACCAGUCCGGGUUACCCUGGUAACUACACAGAGCGUCACAGCUGUCGUUGGCUUAUCACUGUACCAGGCAGACGUGUCGUCAGAGCGACCUUCACCGAUCUGAAUCUCAUUGGCAGUCCUGACUGUAACAGAGAUUCUGUUGCUGUGUACAAUGGAAACUCAGAACAGCAGCCAAUCUUUGGACGAUAUUGUGGCAAUGAAACACCUGCCACUCUUGUUGCCAGUGGAAAUGUUAUGCUAGUGAAGUUUACAACUGAUGGUGUUGGCAGUGCACCUGGCUUCAGGAUGACAUUUACAAGCUAGUGGCUCUUAUUUGUGUAUAUAUCAUCCCCUGGUAUUGAUGACAUUAUAGAACAUCAUCGUGCUGAUAACAUCACCAUAAAUUGUUGAUGACAUCAUUAUAAUAGGCCUAUGACAUCACCAUAAAUUGUUGAUGACAUCAUUAAAACAUGCCUAUGACAUCACCAUAAAUUGUUGAUGACAUCAUCAAUUAGCAUCAAAGACAUUGGACCAUCUGAUGACGUAUUUGGCAGCAGAUCAUAAGAGUUGAGAGAGAAGUGACAAAUGCUGCUAGUUACUACUAAAAGGUAUAUGGAUCAAUGCAAAAAUGAAAAUAAAAUUUUGAUUUACAUAUAUGUAUUACAAA